GGUCCUGAGCGGAGCGAAUCCGCGGCCGGGGGCGACGCCCCGUCGGCCGCGGGGGGAAGGCGCAGCGGCCGGUGCGCGUCGAGGCCAGGAGAAAACUACCCCCGGAGCCGGAGAGCCGACGGAGGAGCGGCAGUCGUCGGGCGACUUUGCCACUCGCAGGCCGAAGCUCGCGCGGUCUUAGCCCUGCCUCGGUCCUUGUUCGGGAGGUUCGGCUCUCCGAGUAUUUGAGUUUCGAUGACAAGGGAGUAGUCGGGAGUGCGGGAUAAGCCUGAGAAUCGCAGCAGUUCCGGGGGAGCAUGUACCCGGGGGCGUAGCCUCCCGGCUCGCUUCUCGAGGAGUGUCAAGUGUGCCCCGGUGCUCUCGGAUUAGAGCGAGAUGUUCCGAGUGCCGGAGGGAGUGCGAGAAUCGAGGAGAACGUGAAGCAGCAUCGUCGAGGAGUGCGAUGGAGUGUUCCGGGCUCGAGGAGACCGAGCUCGACGUCGGCUCGGCGAGCGACGAGCUCGAGAGCGUCAACGACGCUCCGAGGAAGGACGGCGAGCACCAGGAGUACCAGCAUCGACCGACGCCCCGGCCCUUCACGAUAGAGAGCCUCAUCGGGAACCGGAGCCAGGGCGGCGACUCCCGGAAGGCCCGGGGCGCCGGGAUCGAGGCCGUCGAGGACGCGGAGCGCGACCGGGAGCUUCUCUACCGACGGCACUGCCUCGCGAGCGCCGCGGGCGCCUUACCAGCAGGACUCGCGAUGCCCGCACUCGGGCUCUACGGCGCCUGGCUCCCGAUGAGGAUGUACGCCGGAGCUCCUGGCACCUCCGCCGACGACGGACCCCCCUCCGGGUUCCCGCACCGACAAGCCUCCGCAGCUUUUCCGUCGCAGCACCUCGUCGCCGGGCACCACAACAGCCUCUACGAGGACAGAGCCUCCGGACAGCACCUCCCCUUCGAUUCCCACGUCAACGCCUACCCUGGCUUCCCGGAAGGACGCGCCCGGAUUAACCUCACCGACAGCGAGGACGACGGUAGUCUGUCGCCAGUUCACGAUUUGUCCAGCAAGUCCCGCCACGGAUCGGAGAGCGGUCGAGUGUCAGCGGAGAGCGAGGACGAGCUGCUCGGGGACGGGGUCGUCGGCGUCGAGGAUGGGGGGGAUUCGGUUGGGAAGAAGCCGCGGGGAAGCGAGUCCGGGAGUUGCGGGGCCGGAGGCGGCGGGCUCGGAGGAGGAUCGUCGAGCAGCAAAGCGCGUCGGCGACGAACGGCGUUCACGUCGGAGCAGCUGCUGGAGCUGGAGCGUGAAUUUCACGCGAAGAAAUAUCUGAGUUUGACGGAGCGCUCGCACAUAGCCCACGCCCUGAAGCUGUCCGAGGUCCAGGUGAAGAUUUGGUUCCAGAACCGGCGCGCCAAGUGGAAGCGGGUCAAGGCGGGCCUGACGAGCGGGGGCGGCGGGGCCGGGGGCGGCAGCGGGGGGAGCGCGAACGGCCGGCACGGCGGGGGCCUGAGCGACGGGCCAAGGAUCGUCGUCCCCAUCCCCGUGCACGUGAGCAGGCUCGCCGUCCGGUCGCACCACCAUCACCUGGAAAAGCGGCCGGGCCAGGGCCAGCAGAGCCUCGUCCUGCUGGGGGACGCGACCGGGUUGGGAGCCGCGUCCUCGUCGGCGACGGGGACGACGCCGACGGUCCCGAGGCCCGGGGGGCUCGGGAGAAUCGGCGCCGGAGCCUCGCUGACCGCGGGCAUCGGCCAACUCGGCACCGGCACGGGCCUCAGGGCGUUCAGUGCACCCCGGAACACGAGAACCCCGAGGAGGUAGCCCGAAUCGGGGAGAUGGUGCCUGCCGCCGAUCCGACGGCCUCGCGACGACGCCAAACCGGGCGCACAUCGACGCACCGAAUCUCGAUGAUCAACCGAAUAUCCCGCUGGCGAUUAUGAAGAUUACGGAACACGGAGCGCCCGCGACCCGCGGACGACUCCUGCGGGCCGCACCCAUCUCCCAUCUCGGAGAAACUCGCCGUUGUAAUCCCCCAAAGAGGAUUAUCCUCGCAGAGGUAACGAGACCCCGGGAGGAUUACCGACGAUAAUAAAAAGCAACCGGCAGCCAACGACGCUCGCCUCGAUCGGAGACUCACUCUUUGUAUAUACGAGACACAUUAACUCGCCUCCGUACCUUAAGAUAAUGAGAGACGACUCCUCGUGGGAGGGGAUCGAGACCCUCCGACCUUCGCCAUCCGUAUGGAUCGUAUGGAGGCGCCACCGGAGUGCGCGGAGCCUCGGAAAUUGGUGGGGAAUUAUCGGUCUCUCGUGUCCAAAGCCCCGCGAGCCGGGGACAAACGCGAUAAAACUCCACGCGCUCGUCUUCUCACGACCCUUCGUAUUAUCGUUGUUUUAUUUUUCAUUUUUUUCCACUCUCCCGUCGCAUCGAAUACGGGAUAUUAUUUAAUUGAUGUAAAUAAAUAUGUAAAUGGAAGAUCUACCUUAAUAUAUUUGCACGUUGCUCCGUACCGACCGCCGCCGUGCCCCGGAAUAUUCAGAUCGAGUUUUUUGGAGGCAGCCAACCCGUCAGCUGACACCAAAGAUAAACCUUUUUCAGCCCAAUCAUUGUGUGUAUAGUUUCGGUAUCGCUACGGAAAUACGAAAAUAAACGUGUGUAACGCAUUUUAACAACGAG
Venturia canescens is the source of this 2650-nucleotide messenger RNA. It is a transcript of the gene unpg, whose product is annotated as homeobox protein GBX-1. The record is from RefSeq and is a predicted model, not a curated record. The transcript has 3 exons. Bases 443 to 1795 code for a protein of 450 amino acids. Gene Ontology annotation, biological process: regulation of transcription by RNA polymerase II; regulation of nervous system development. Lineage: Eukaryota; Metazoa; Arthropoda; Insecta; Hymenoptera; Ichneumonidae. Gene Ontology annotation, cellular component: nucleus. Gene Ontology annotation, molecular function: DNA-binding transcription factor activity, RNA polymerase II-specific; RNA polymerase II transcription regulatory region sequence-specific DNA binding.